Molecule: messenger RNA, 2438 nt
Organism: Lottia gigantea (owl limpet)
Lineage: Eukaryota; Metazoa; Mollusca; Gastropoda; Lottiidae
Exons: 12
Coding region: 1-2370 (789 amino acids)
Biological process (GO): proteasome-mediated ubiquitin-dependent protein catabolic process; ubiquitin recycling
Cellular component (GO): nucleus; cytoplasm
Molecular function (GO): ubiquitin binding
Source: RefSeq, a predicted model, not a curated record
AUGGCUGCGCCCUACAAGUUGCGCUGUAAUGUUGUUGGUCAUGAAAAAGACGUUAGAGCCGUCUGUUCUACUCUUUAUCCAGAAAACGGGAUAUUAUCGGGAUCAAGAGAUGUGACGGCACGAAUUUGGAUGCCUAUCGAAAAUGAUAAUGGCUAUCAAGAGGGGCAUGUUAUGAGUGGACAUAAUAAUUUUGUAUCAAGUGUUUGUGUUAUGCCACCUGAUGAUAAAUAUCCUAAUGGUUUGAUAUUCACUGGUAGCAAUGAUUCCACCAUCUUGGCCUAUACUCUAGAUUCACCACAACCAAUUUAUAAAUUAACAGGACAUUCUAGUUCAGUAUGUACAUUGGCAACUGGUAAAUUUGGUUUCCUUGUGAGUGGAUCUUGGGAUAAAACUGCAAAAGUCUGGUUGAAUCAAAAGUGUGUUAUGACUCUUGAAGGUCAUGAGUCAGCAGUGUGGGCUGUAGUUACGAUGUCUGAAGAUGGUGUCAUGUUAACAGGUUCAGCUGAUAGAACUAUUAAGAUGUGGAAAGCUGGUAAAUGUGAAAAGACAUUUAGAGGUCAUGAAGACUGUGUAAGAGGUCUUGCUAGUGUCAGAUCAGGAGAGUUUCUAUCAUGUUCCAAUGAUGCUACAAUCAAACGCUGGCUGACUACUGGAGAUUGUAUAGCUACCUACUAUGGUCAUACUAACUAUGUGUAUAGUAUAGCGUUACUGCCUAAUGGUGAAGACUUUGUUACUAGUAGUGAAGAUAGGACUGUAAGGGUAUGGAAGGGAGGUGACUGUGUACAGACUAUACCACACCCUACACAGUCUAUAUGGAGUGUCUGUACGUUACCUAAUGGUGAUAUUGUGUCUGGGGCCAGUGAUGGUUUUAUAAGAGUUUUUACCAAGAAUCCUGAUAGAAUAGCGUCACCUGAAGAAUUGAAGGCAUUUGAUGAAAUGAUAGCAGGAUCUACUAUACAAACACAGAUAGGAGAUAUAAAUGUUGAAGAUUUACCUGGUCCAGAGGCUUUAAUUAAUCCAGGAGUAAAAGAAGGCCAGAAUAAAAUGAUAAAAGAUGGUGGUAAAGUAUAUUUAUAUUGUUGGGAUUCUGCAGCUAGUAAAUGGAAUAAAAUAGGAGAUAUAGUUGGUGGAUCUGGUGGGACUCAAGCUUCUUCUGGUAAAUCUUUAUAUAAUGGAAAGGAAUAUGAUUACGUUUUCACUGUGGAUAUACAAGAAGGUCAACCUCCUUUAAAACUACCCUACAAUACAACAGAAGAUCCUUGGUUUGCAGCUCAACGUUUUUUAGAUGACAAUAAUCUAUCACAGUUGUUUCUUGACCAAGUAGCUAAUUUUAUAGUUGAUAAUACUAAAGGUGUUAUAUUGAAUACAGGUGCUCCCAGUGCUGGGGACCCUUUUACAAGUGGUGGAAGAUAUAUACCAGGCAGUGCUCCAGCAGCCAAUGGUAGUAGUGUUGGUGGUGGAGACCCUUUCACUGGAGCAGGACGUCACAUACCGUCCUAUACCAAUCAAUCUAAUUCUGGUAUAGCACAACCUCAUGGAGCGGACCCUUUUACAGGAAGUGGUAGUUAUAGAGCUAAUAAUAGUACCAGUCAACUAAAUAAUACCUAUUACCCUGUGACAAUCUAUCUUACUUUAUCUCAAUCUAAUCCUCAACAAAUCAUGAAUAAAUUAAAAGAGUUUAACCAAUCUGUAGAGAGUGAUAAAAAACUUAGUGAGAGUGAAUUAGAGGAGUUUUAUACAUUUAUAACGGCUCAAACAUCAACAGAUAAACAAAUAGCUACCUUAUGUAGAUUGUUGUUAUGGCCAGAAAAUGUGGUUUUCCCAGCAUUAGAUAUUUUACGACUACGUAUCACAUCUCCUGAGAUUAACACAUUAUUUACUAGUAAACCAGGAUUCUUAGAGGGUCUUUAUCAAUACCUAUCACCUGAUCAACCAACAGCCAAUCAGAUGUUAGCAAUUCGAAUCAUUGCUAAUUCUUUCAGCCAAUCAAAAGGUGCCAUGAGUAAUUGUGAAAAUCGUGAUCAAAUCAUCUCCGCCCUAUUGCCGUUAAAAAAUUCAACUAAUAAACACAUACAGAAAGCCAUAGCAACGGUACUUCUAAAUUUUUCUAUUGCCUUAUUAGGAACAUCUGAUGAAGAGGGAAAGUCGCAAUGUUUGUCUGCUGCAGGCUCAAUUUUGGACGGAAAUAUUGAUAAUGAAGCAGCUUUCCGGUUAAUUGUCUGUAUUGGGACUCUAGUUCAUCAAGAUGAUAAUAUGAAAGCUAUAGGACUAUCUUUGGAUGUCCCUGCUGUUCUCUCAAAAUAUAAGACAAUUACAGAAUCAAAGAAACUUGGUGAAAGUGCAGCAUUAUUAAGUAAUUGUUUUAGCUAAUGAUAUUGACUUUGCAUGUAUUUAAAAAUUAUAAUUUAAGUAUUACACAAUAAAUUUUGAAGAGUUGA